Molecule: messenger RNA, 992 nt
Organism: Paralichthys olivaceus (Japanese flounder)
Lineage: Eukaryota; Metazoa; Chordata; Actinopteri; Pleuronectiformes; Paralichthyidae
Source: RefSeq, a predicted model, not a curated record
GUGUGUGUGUUCAGGCUGUAUGAGUGCGGUCCGUGGUGCGGUUGUGAUCGGGCUCGUUGUCAGAACCGUCUGGUCCAGCGAGGGAUCAGAGUCCGGCUCCAGGUUUUCCAGACCGAGGACCGUGGCUGGGGCGUCCGUUGCCGAGACGACGUGGACCGUGGCACGUUUGUGUGCAUCUACGCAGGUGUGAUCCUGCAGCGGGUCCAGACUCCCCUCGAGCCUCCGCCGCCGAAACUGUCGAGGUGCGAUCUCCCGUCAGACGAUGACGUGGAGGUCGUCACCGAGUGGCUGGCCCCGCCGGUCCUGGAGGGGCGGAGCAACCUGCUGCAGACGUCUCCGCCACCUACCUCCCCGCCCACCUCACCACCUCUGCAUGUCCCGGUGAUCCAGAGGCCGGCGGACGCCGCUGCGCCGCAGGUUCAGACGAUGGUAGUGGGAGGUCCUGAGCCGCCGCCCCUUUCAGUGUUGGGAUGUCGUCCGUCAGGUGACCAGUCUCAGGAGAAGCUUGGCGUUUCCAUGAACGGCUCAGACACGGUGGAGCAGAAGAGUCUGAAGAGAGCGGCGAAGGUGGAGGACGUUUAUGUUCUGGACGCCAGCAGGGAGGGAAACGUGAGCCGCUUCAUCAACCACAGCUGCCGGCCGAACCUGUUCAUCCAGAACGUCUUCACCGACUCCCACGACCCCGCCUUCCCCGUCAUCGCCUUCUUCACCAGCAGGAGCUUGAAGGCCGGCACCGAGCUAACCUGGAACUACUCCGCUGACGGACAUACGGCCGUGCUGCCAAAACAGGAAGUGACGUGUCUCUGCGGGGGCGACGGUUGUCAGGGUCAGUUCGUCAUCGAGGAAAACUUGUGUGACGUCUGCGAGGUCGAAGGUCGAGAUGCCCGGUGACGCUACGAACCAGGUUCAGACGCUGCGGCUGUCGACACGACACAAACACAUUUCUACUGCUCUGUAAUAAAAAGGUUUUUUAUAAUAAAAUGACAAUUCAA